Molecule: messenger RNA, 1030 nt
Organism: Solanum tuberosum (potato)
Lineage: Eukaryota; Viridiplantae; Streptophyta; Magnoliopsida; Solanales; Solanaceae
Exons: 4
Coding region: 215-763 (182 amino acids)
Source: RefSeq, a predicted model, not a curated record
AUUCCCUGCUUUAAUUACUCUCUGAGAUAUGAUUACGUCUCUCUCACUCUUGUUACCAACAUUAAUUUCUUCAUGAAUUCAAAUCCUUCACCUCACUCCAGAAAAACUCAAGAGUCAACUGCUACAGCACUUUGUUUUGAAGAAACUCUUUUCCUUAGGUCUCUGUAAUGAUGGUGACAGUGUGAUCCAUUUCAACCAAUAAAAACAGUUGCUUAUGCUGAUCCUUCCUUUCAUUGUUAAGCAUUGGGAGCAAAGUAUGAACAAGUUUCCCAUAUACCCAAAAUAUGAAGGUGGGGACUAUUGUGGCUACGAGUUUGAUCCUCACACAGACUUUACGGAUUUCUUGUCAGAAGCGAGAAAGCAUGUAUCUGAAGGGAAAUUCAGUGCUACACCUCCACGUUCUGUGGAACUGAGAAACAACAAUUUUGGAAAUGAUGUUAAGAAAACUUGCAAGAAGUCAUGGAAAAGCUCUCUGUUUUCAUGGCUGAGGACUGAUAAGAAGAAGAAUGAGGGGAGCAGAGAAACUUCAAAAGGCUCUACCAUUAACAAGCUGAAGCGUGGAUGUGUCUCUGGUCCAUUGCCGGGGAUCAGCGGGCCAGGUACUAUAGCUGGAAGGCCCAAUAAGCCUUUGUCUGGGCCCUUAACAUAUCUGUUCAGUCCAAUGAACAGAGUGGACAAUGAAAUACCUUAUCUCUGUCUUCACAAGGUUAAGAAUAGUACUCCUGAUGUUCAAUCUUAUGGACCUGUUUAUCUGGUAACUUAAGAUUGCAAAAGGGUAGGUUUAAUUUAGCAGAGACUACAUGUAUGUGUCAUGAAUCUAUGUGUUCGGUGAAUGCAAACAAAUAUCAUAUGCAAAAAAGAAUUUGCAUUUGUUGCAAGGAACAGGUUCUUUUUUUUUCAUUAUCACAUGCUAGUCUAGGAAUAGGUUCUGAAUUCACCCAUGAUUUUGGAGUUUAGAAUUUGAAUAGCAUCAACAUCAACAUUUUGUUUGACGAAUUUCAGGAAAAUCAGACACACUCAUAAUGCUUCA